GUGGUGUGUUGGUGGCGUACAAAAGUGGUAGCUAAAGGUUGCUCCAAAGUGCUCGUGAAAAAUUGCAAAAUCUGCGGUGAAAAACUGAUCAAAGUUUUCCGAAUCUAUGUGCAAAGUAUCGACGGUGUUCCGGGGAAGGUUUUUAAUUAGUUUUUCAUUACGUUGCAAAGUGCGUUGAUGCUAAAACUCGUUUCAAAGUAGGUCGUGGUCGAGGCAAGUUUUUUUUUGGCUACGGUGCGGUGUGGUGGUUCAGGAUAUUGAACGCCUGCUUUGUCGCGUUUUGUGUGCUCUUGUGCGUCGUCUUUGCUACACAUGCUCAGCAGUAGCGAGAGGCAUCAGGUACGAAGCGACACGGUCUACUACGAUGCUCUUUCCCCCGAUGCGGCUGUUCGACGACCGACAUUAUCCUGCCUAGCGUUGUAGUGAGUAGUCGGACUGGUACGGACUGCGUUGUGCUGUGGCCCAUUGCCCAGAGUUUCGAACGAAGCAAGCGAGCGGAGUGUGCAGUGAAGGUAGAGAGAGUUCUUCAGAAAAUGAAUCCGCUGGGCGUUGUGGAAGAUCCGUAGACCGAUUUGUAUACAUUGGUGGUAGUUUUUCGUUUCGCUGGUAGAUUUCAAGUUGGCUCUGUUUCCGUGUGUGUUUCCACAUAGAUGAUUUCUGUUCACGGUUCGUUCGUGCGGUAGAUACGGUCGGAGUGAUUAGGUGCGAGAUAUUGAACGAUCAAGACAACAAAAUGGAUACUGCAGUAGAAGCAGCUGCUGCCCAAGUGUACGACGAUAAUGUUACCUCCGGUGAGGACCAAUUGGUGGCGCUUGACAAAAUGUGUCGCCUAUGCUGCUCGGACGGCGAAGUGGACUUGAGUGUGUUGUUUCCGGAAGGUUCCUCUUACCAUGCGAAUCAGUUGCUGCUCAAAAAGAUCUACGAGUGCACUACAGUACAGAUCAUCAAUGAGGGGGACGAUCAGAACGCGAUGAUAUGUGCGGCCUGUAUCGCAAAAAUUGACGAUUUCUACUCGUACCGCGAGCAGUGCCGCGCCAAUGACGACCGCAUCCGUCAAAGGGCUGCUGCCGAGGUGGUUCAUCAUGCCGUGCCCGAAAUCCACAUCAAACAGGAGAAAGAUCUGCAGCUGGAGAUUAAUAUCUCCGAGCCACCAAUCUCGCUGGCAGCCGCCUGCGAGGAAGGAUUUCAACAACCGGAAGACUCAUUACAUCCCAGGCCCACGAGAACGACGACAGCGAACGAGGUUCAUGGUGGUCUCGAGCAUAAUACAGAAGACAAAGAAGAAGACAGCCUACUCCAACCCAUGGGUACAAAAAAUUCAAGUCCACCAGAUUUAAGCGAUGAGAUUAUAAUAAAACGGGAAGUCAUCGUCGAUGACGACGAGGUGUAUUACAACAGCGACGGGGAAGCGGUCAGUGUGCCGCCGCAUCUCAAACAGAAUGCAGAAUCUCGCAAAGCAAUGACAGCUACUACCAGUGAUAACAGUAGCAAUGGAAAAAAGUUAAAUUAUCGUAUAAUUAUGACACCCACCAAUCGGGAGCGGUUGGUGUAUCAAGGGUAUCUAUACUGUCGACAUUUCAGCCGUCGGGAUGGUUCGGUCCACUGGCGUUGCCGGCUAGGCGGCUGCCAGGCAGCCGUUAACCUAAAUUUGGAUAACACAAUAUCUCCCGCUAACAACAACAAACACAGCCAUGCUCAGAACGCUCCCGUCGAAGGCGAUCUGGAAUUCGAACAAUACCAAAUGGGUCAAACAGAUAAUGUGGCGCUACUCGAAAGCUUUGGGAUACAUUACGGCGAUGAUGAUACUUUCGAUGACUCAAGUGUUAAUCUUUCGGAGUUAACCAGCGUUGACGAGGAAAGCAUUCGGAUAGUUCCGAACAAAAAGAAGGGCGAAACAUUGGUUCACCUUGGGUUCAAGUACUGUAAGCGGUACGUGAAGAUGGAUGGAUCGACGUACUGGAAGUGUAGAUCUAAUAAUAAUAAAUGUUCGGCGGGUAUUUAUGUAUAUCCGGAAUCCAAAGUGAGAUAUCACGGAACGCACAAUCACGAGCAAGUGGUAGGAGAUAUGUCAGAACUUGACAUGGAGAGUACGAUGGAUGACAGCCUGUUGCAACCGUACACGAUAAUGGAGGAUGUUGAAGAAAACGAGGAGGGAGAACAGGACUACCACGAAGAUAUGGCCGCACUACUAAUGCCCAACGUGGAAAUGAUGAUGCCAGAAGAGAAAAAGCCACCGGCUUCCAGUAAUUAUGAGGUGACAACCAACGUAAAAGGCCGGGAGUGCUUGAUCUACGAAGGCCACCAGUACAGCAAGGAUCGCGAGCGGUACGAUGGUGCAGUGUUGUGGCGGUGCCGUCGGAAUUACGAUAAAUGUCGAGCUGUUGCCAUCAUUUAUGUCGAUGGGCGGAUUGAGAAAUCCGGGGAGCACCGUCACGAAACGGAUAAGCGGUACCUGGAGAGACAGGAGCAAGGAACCGGCAGCCGAAUGUUCCGGCUUACAAAGAACCAAAGAGGAAAUGACGCGCUCGUCUUCGAAGGCCACCGUUUCAGCAAAGAAUGGUCCCGAGUGGAUGGUUCAAUCAUUUGGCGCUGCUCGUACCGAAGUGGCAUGUGCCGCGUGAAGGUGGUGCUCAAUGCGGAAGCCUACAUCCAUCGAAUGGGGGCCGAGCAUGAGCACGACCACGAACAGACCGAAGCGCCAGUGGAGGUCGAGUACUGUGACGAGGAGGUAGAGGUUCUCGACGAUCCAUUGCUCACAUCCACCAGAAGUCAACCGAAACUGUCGUUGUCUCUGCUGCCGCAGGUGCCACAGUGUCCGAAUUUCACCGCCGAGCAACAAAUGGCUGGCGGAUAUCGCAUCGUGAAAAACCGGAAAGGCUUCGAAGCUUUAGUUCAUGACGGAUACCGUUACUGUAAGGUACGUGUUCGACAGGAUGGUUCCAUCAAGUGGCUCUGUAAAAUGAAUAAGAAGACCUGCCGUGCGGCAGUUGAUUUGUUCCCUGACGGAACCAUAGCCAAAGCGACCGAGUUUGACCAUAACCACGAACGUCCAAACGACAUGGAUACAGUGGAUGAUGACGAAGAAAGCGAUAUUCCUGGACAGGAAAUUACGUACCCAAUUGAUCCGGAGGUAUUCGGCAGCAGUCAAUGGUAUUACGUUAAAAAUAGUAAGAACGGUAUUAGUAUGAUCCACGCGGGUUAUCGCUAUACGAAGAAAUGUGAGCGUGUUGACGGCACUUCACUGUGGCGUUGCUCAGCAUCUCAGAGGGGCUGCAAGGCCGGCGUUAUUCUGUUUCCCAACGAUACUUUGGCUAUGGUAGAGAACGCAGAACAUUCACACAAACCGAGCGAAAAUGUGAAACCAGCAGAUUAUGAGCAGGACGCGGAAGAACAGGACAAAACGCAAACAGAUGUAAUCGAUAUCAGUGAGCAGGAUGAUGGUGGCAAUGAGAUGCACUCACUGUUCUCGGUUCUUGGAGGAGGCGACGUCACCUGGAUGGGUGGUGCUAAUGAGGGCGACAACGAACAAACCGAACAGGAUAAUGAAUCUUCCGUUUGGUUUAACAGCUCAACGGAUCGUCCUUAUCCCCGACCACCAAAUGGAAAGACACCCGACUUUAGGAUCAUCAAGAACCGACGCAACACAGACAGUUUGGUCCACCGAGGAUAUCGGUACUGCAAGAUACGGGACCGGGUUGACGGUUCCAUUCUGUGGGCGUGUCAGAUGAACAAAAAGACCUGCAAGGCAUCGGUCAAUUUGACGACGGAUGGCCGCGUCGAGGUGAUCAAUGCCGGACACAACCACAACAAAACCGAUCGCGAUGAUGGUGAGACAGGUGAAACUUCUUAUAAUCAGAAUGUAUCGUAUGAGAUAAGCUCUGACGUUGAUCUGACAGCCGACGAAAUUCAGGACGAGCCGGAAGAACCUCCGGCGCCAGCACCUCCCGUGAAGCACCCGGACUACUACUACAGUGUCAACAAGAGCAACAACGAAUGCCUAAUUCACAAAGGCAAUCGUAUGUCCAAACGUUAUGAAAAACCUGACGGCACUACAUCUUGGCGGUGCUCGAUGAGUGGAAACACUUGCAUGGCUGGUGUGGUAAUCCAUGCCGAUGGUACACCGGAGGAGAAUGCCAUUAAGCAUAACCAUCACCCAUUGGUGGAUUUGCCGCCGGAAAUAGAACGUGUUCCCAAACCACCGCCACCACCGCCGCAACCGGUGACGCCAGUUAUCAGUGAGCCCAGUAAACCAUCCGGCUAUAAACGCAACGGAGACUCACUCGAGUGGGAAGGUUUCCACUAUCGUAAGAUCAAAGAGCUUCCAGAUGGUUGUAUCAUCUGGAUCUGUAACGUGGACAGCUGCCGAGUGGCUGUUAAAAUGCUCCCAUCUGGGCAACUGAAAAUGUUGAGUGAAUCAGAGCACAACCAUACGGCGUCGGGUCAACCUGUGCCACAAGUGUCUUCCUCCAUGGUCGCAGCUAAAACAUCAACGCCGUCGUCCACUGAUGGUAAAGGCCGUAGCUAUCGUCUAUUCAAAAACCAAAGAGGUCAGAUGACCCUGCUCUACCAAGGCUUCCGCUAUUCUAUCCGCAAUCGAAACCAGGACGGUAGCUCUUCUUGGAAGUGUCGGUCAAACAGCAGUUGCCGUGCUAUCAUAUUCCUCAUGCCGGACGAUCGUAUCGUACAGGGUAAUAACAACGCGGGUCAUAAUCACGACCCGAACUGGGAAUCCACCAAGAAACUGGAAUCUGUCGUUCCAACGCGGGUAAAUCCCUUGUACGAUUAUCUGAACAUUAUCCCCGGUGGCGGAAGUCGACCUCCGUCAUCCACAUCUAUAAAACCAGAGCCAGGCUCCAGUUCACUUCCGAAAGCUGGCCAGAAUACCACUCCGGCGGAAGUAAACUAUGGACGGAACGUGGUCGAGCAUAAGAAAUACUUCUAUCGGUUGAUCGUCCGUAAGAAGAAUGGGCGCGAGUAUUGGCGAUGCGUCCACUUCAAGAAUCGUUCCUGUCGGGCGGCACUGUUCUGUCGCGAUAACGGUGUGAUAGUGACAUCUACAAAUGGCAAAGAGCAUAAUCACAAGAGCGGGGAGGAUGCCAAGCCCCUACCACCAUCACAAUUCGCAGCAGCGCACAAACAAUCAUCCUCACUGGGACUCCAAGACACCGCAUCACGAUCAUCGGCGCAACCCUCCCCCAUAGAGGAAGUACAACUGGCCGAAAACGACGAGGAACGCUACAUCGAUCACGGUGACUACGUUAUCGCUAAGAAUCGCAAGGACCAAAACACCCUCAUCUACAAGGAUCGACGGUACUAUCUGUCCUACAAUCGGAGCGAUGGCUCGGCAGUGUGGCGCUGUGCCCACAGAAAACGCUACAAAUGUUACGCUUAUGUACGACUUCGGCCGGAUGGACGCUUGCUUAGCACCGGAGAGCAGGAUCAUUCGCACUCGAUGAAAACGGAAUUCAACCCUCCGGCGGCCGAAGUGAAACCAGUUAAGAAUUACAAAAUUGUAAAGAACCGCGUCGGUAACGAUAUUCUCAUUCACGAGAAUCAUCGGUUCCGACUUAAUUACCAAAGAAACGAUGGAACGACGCACUGGCGGUGCGUUUGGGCCAGAAGUAACCACUGCUCGGCAGGUGUCUAUUUGUUCGCCAACGGGGUGCUGAAGAAUGCUGCAAACGAAUCGGCAAUUGUCCACAACCAUCCGCCGCCCAGUCAAGUUCGGAAAGCAGUCAAUGCUAACGCAACUGCGGAACCUAAUGCUGGACCGUCAUCUUCAAAGGCGAGUUUCAAUGCCAACGACAAGCGAACCAUUCCGGAAGAUGAAGGUAUCACGGACUUCAAAUUUGUGGAAGAAGGUUCCAACAAGGUACUCGUGUGUCGUGGCUAUCGCUAUUGGUACACCUGGGUACGCAAGGAUGGUAGUAUUUACUACCGCUGUGCCGAGGUUAAAAAGCGUCAGUGCACAAUGGGCAUUUUGCUUCUAACGAAUGGCAAGCUGGUGCGUGCUGGAGAUCAAAGUCAUAAUCAUGAUCCUAGUCCGAAGGAGGAAGUUAAUGAUCUGGUAGCUCCGGUACAAGUGAAACAGGAACCGGUGAAAACACAAACGGAAAAUGAGGUAAUCGAACAGUAUGCUCCACUGGUUAUCCCUCAAGCGGGUGAUAACAAUUUCAAAAUCGCGAAAACAUCUCGCGGUGAAUCGUUGAUCUACCAGGGGUACCGGUACUGGGCAAAGAAUCGCUUGGCCAAUGGCAUUGUAUCACUUGUUUGCACUCGAAAGAAGAUGAAAAAAUGUGCGGCUAUGCUGCGGUUGCACACGAACGGUCGAGUUACGGACCCCAUGGGUGUGGGUCACACCCAUCCGCCGAAUCCGGAGGGUGGCGCGGAUGCACCUAUGAUGCAACCGAUUUCGGUCACUGUCACCCAGAAGCAAGUAGUGCCCAAACCGGCGGUUAUCGCCAGGGAACUUUCGUAUACGAUUAAGCCCAAUGUUCCGGCGUCUCAGCUCCCAGCACUGACGUUCAACGAAGAAUCCGAGGACGACACCGAAGAAGGGGAGGAAGCCAUUCUAGGAUCUAAGAGGUACACAUUCGUGAAGAGCUCCGCCCAAAGAAAUUUCAUCGUUUUCGAGGACUAUGUGUACGAUUUCGAACACAAACAGCACGAUGGCUGCGUAUUCUAUCGCUGCAAAACGAGUGAAUCCUGUCCAGCGACGUUAAUGCUGCUCAGUAAUGGUCGGGUUAUGCAUCUGGCCGAUUCCAUACACACGCACCUGAAGCCGGAUCUGUCGAUUUUACGACCCGUUGGACGAGGAUCAAAGGAAUUCAAGAUAGUGCAGAACAAAAAUGGAAGCAACAUACUGGUGCAUCGUGGUCACCGAUACACGACUCCUCGAUCGAAGACCGACGGAGCUGGUAUUUGGUAUUGUCACACAUAUAUUGCGAAUAUGAACCGACGUUGCUAUGUUCCUAUAGAGCUUCUACCGAAUGGUCGGGUAGCACCAGUGGGCGAUAAGCAACAUAGCCACAACCCACCGUUCAAAACAAAGCCUGAACCGGGUUAUGAUUCCAAAGACAACAUAGUCAAAGCAGAGCACAGCAAUGGUAUUGCCGAAGGCAAAACAGCCAAUAAUCGUAUGUUACUGCUUGGUGGGCACCGUUACAACUUCGCAAACAAACGUGACGAUGGAGCUAUCCUUUGGAAGUGCAUUGAAAAAACUUGCAAUGCUUCGAUGUACCGAAUGCCCGAUGGGCAAACUGUCAAAGGGCCAGAGCACAACCAUGAUCGAAUGGAAACGUUAGAAAACCCAGCGAAACGAAAGUUGUCCGAUUAUGAAAACAAGCGUAAGAUCUCAAGUCCGAAUGUGACUGAAGUAGAUUCAAAAUUUUCCUCUACAUCGGACCCGUCCUAUGUAAGAGCCGGCACAGCAGUCAGACCCAACCCUUAUAUUGGGAAACCGAUUAUUCAUGAUGGCUAUCGUUACAUAUACUACCUAACGCGGCGGGAUGGCUCGGAACAUUGGCGCUGUAGUCGAAGGCUUCCAAUGAAAUGUCGGGGAGGAUUGUACAAACUCAUCGAUGGAACACUGAUAAAAUCCAAUGAUGAAGGCCAUUCACAUCCACCGUACGUCAACAUGGAUGACUCCACAUCGAUGUCCUUCACUAUCACCGAAAUGUCCCAGGAAUCGUACGACGAUUCCGCCGACUUGGAAGAAGUGGCUGAAACUUCAGCCAGCGCAGAUCAGACGCAAACACCGUUCGUCGAUGACGAAGGUUCCUACGACUAUGAGCUGAUCGACGUCAAGGGAAAGAAACGGGGAAUGUAUCUCAUUCACAAGGGUGCCAUGUUUGUGGCCGGUCACACUAGGCGGGAUCGGGCGCGAUAUUAUCGUUGUCGAACCGCCGGCUGCAAAGUGGCCAUGUUGCUGCAUCGGAACGGACUGUUGAUGCGAUCCAAUGAACACACGCACGAUUGCCAGAACGCCGUGAAGACAGACGAACCCGAAAAAGAAGGCGACGAGGAUGAGGAAGAGCAAGAGCAAGAAGAAGAGGAAGACGAAGCUGAUGCCCCCAGCAGUAAGAAACUACGGCUGUCAAACGAUGAAGAGAGCUCUGAACCAGUGGCUGAGGAUGAGGCCGCAACUGUUAACGAACCAACUUCGGUUGCGAAUGGCGAAGAAGACCCUGUAGUGGAAGUAAAACAAGAACCAGCGGAUGAGCACUAGGCCCCUUUCGUACUAUAAACAGCAGAAUUAGUGCAUUUAGAACAAUACGCACGUGUUAAGCAUUAAAACAGUAGCAGUUCUUCUCCCAUGCAUACAAAUAUUUAACUACUGCAACAAAAACCGUAAGUAUUUAUCCUAUUGAUGUACAUUAAUUUAAAAAGUGUUUCCUGUAAUUUGAUGUAUUUUGACCUGAGAGCGCCACAAUAGUCUUACAGGAAUAUAAAAAAAUGUAAACGAAAUCAUUAGCACAUCAGUACGCUAAAUUUCAGUAGGACACAAAAGAAAUCCAGCGUUGUGACUAGAGAAGAAGCACGGUGUUCUGGUUUGAUGGAUUUACACGAUCUAUUAUUUUUCGCAGAUGAUCGGCCGAACAGAUUGUCUAGAUUGACGAACCAUCGUAUAUUUAGUACGGGUUUAAGUAUUAUUUUACUAGUUAAUAAUUUUAAUUAUUACAUGUUAUUCUAUAUAUAUUUUAUUCUAAAUAUUUCUAUAUGUUUUGUAAUGAUUUGUAAAAUUAAUUAUCCAUCCGAUGAGUGCCGAACGAUCAGAUAUUUUCUAAAUAAACCUGUUGUUAUCGGUAUGACAGUAAAAGAGAA
This is a messenger RNA of Armigeres subalbatus, 8823 nucleotides long. RefSeq lists its product as uncharacterized. The record is from RefSeq and is a predicted model, not a curated record. The transcript has 9 exons. Gene Ontology annotation, cellular component: nucleus. The coding region runs from base 734 to 8227 and encodes 2497 amino acids. Gene Ontology annotation, molecular function: zinc ion binding. NCBI's taxonomy places the organism in Eukaryota, Metazoa, Arthropoda, Insecta, Diptera, Culicidae.